Messenger RNA from Didymodactylos carnosus, 597 nucleotides. The record is from the annotation of a GenBank genome assembly. NCBI's taxonomy places the organism in Eukaryota, Metazoa, Rotifera, Eurotatoria, Philodinida, Philodinidae.
AUGGCAAAACUGCGCUCGGAAAAUACAGAAUAUCGUCGUAUUGAACGUGAACGCAAUGCACAAGCAAUGGCUAAAUUACGUUCAGAAAAUCCUGUUUAUCGUCAACAAGAACGUCAGAGAAAUCGACUAGCGAUGGCUAAAUUAAGAAGUAAUCCACUGUAUCGUCAACAAGAACGAAUGCGGAAUGCUCAAGCUAUGGCUCUUAAGCGAAGCGGUUCAAUAACAAAUAAAACAUUUGUACAUGAAUCGACCGAAAUAAAGCCGUACCAUUUUCAGGUACUUGAAACAAAUUUAAAUUCGUCUCAUAUCUCGUUUGUACCUUAUAAAGAUAGUUUAAUAUCAGUACCAGAGACGUGUUGUACACCAGAUAAAACAUCACGUCAUGCGCUUGAAAUGGCGAGAUUACGUUCGAAUCCAGAAUAUCGUCAACAGGAGAGAAUACGAAAUGCAGCUGCUAUGGCACUCAAGCGUCAAAUUGAUCCAUCAUACGGGAAAAAACAUCGUCGAAGAAAACAGAUGGAAGAGGAAGAACAACGACGUGAAUGUGUAUUACUAAAACACAUUGAUAUUUAUUGUAGACAAAGUACAGCUGUUUAG